Messenger RNA from Drosophila ananassae, 910 nucleotides. RefSeq names its product augmin complex subunit dgt2 (gene dgt2). Lineage: Eukaryota; Metazoa; Arthropoda; Insecta; Diptera; Drosophilidae. Bases 82 to 792 code for a protein of 236 amino acids. The transcript has 2 exons. The record is from RefSeq and is a predicted model, not a curated record.
GGAAAAGUAUACAUGAAAUCUGGGCACUCUGGAGGACGCGUUCCUAUUCGAAUAAUAAUAAAGGAAUUAUAAUUUUCAAUUAUGGAUAACUUGGACCCAUCUGCAACGCUUCUUCCCCCCGACAACAACGAUCUGAGAGAUGCACGCGAAGUCCAGAUUAAGAAUGUUCUCAAAAUGAAACUCGUCCUGGAUGAGCUGCGCCGCUUGGACUUGGGUUCGCAACAGAGUCCUGAAAUCAAAAGAGCUCUGAAACUAAUCUCUAUUGGUGAUUACGUACGCCUGGGCGAGAGCCAUGGUCAGGAGCAUCUCCUGGAUCUUCAGGUCUUCAACAGCUUCCCACCUCUGAACUACACCGAUCGUAAGGCGGUUCGAACUAAGCUCUCCGCCCAACUUAGGAACACUCUGCAACCAAUUGUAGAUUUGGGCGAAAAAAUACGGCAGGAGUUCCCUGAUGCUUUUGCUCGCGAAGCGGACCUAAGUGCCGACCAAGAGGAGAUCAUGAAGCUGGAGGAAGAGCACCGCAGCAGUCUGGAGAAGCUGGUGGAUCUGCAGGAACGCAAGUGCUCACUUCUCAAGGGUGUUGCUGACCUGAAGUUGGGGCCACAGUUGAGUAAUGAACUUAAACUGCAGCAAGCGCAGGCGCAACUCGUUCAAACUAAGGCGGAACUGCUGCGCGGUUUCUUUGUUCACCAAGCAGCCACAAUCACCGACCACAGCGUCAAGGCGCACAAGGAGGUAGAGGCGCACCUGGAAGAGCUGCUGGCCUCAAAAAAUAUUUCAAUCAAAAACUAAAGCUCGAAAAAUAGAAUUCAAUUAGUUUUAAGAACAUAACUCAAAUUUUUAACAUAAAUAUGUAAUAGAUAAUAGGUCGAACUAGAGAUGAUUAAUAAACAAAUAUAACACCAUUAAA